Messenger RNA from Cyanistes caeruleus (blue tit), 3057 nucleotides. It is a transcript of the gene CRLF2, whose product is annotated as cytokine receptor like factor 2. The record is from RefSeq and is a predicted model, not a curated record. Gene Ontology annotation, molecular function: protein binding. NCBI's taxonomy places the organism in Eukaryota, Metazoa, Chordata, Aves, Passeriformes, Paridae.
UCUUCACACUGGGCAACUUUGUGGCUUCUCAGUCACAAUCUUCUGUUUUCUAACAGAGUAGAUUGCAGCCAAAAAAGACUAGCCUUCAAUGAACGAAGAAGGAUAAAACACAUUCAAGGUGAGAAAAAUGCCAUCAACACCACAAUCAUCAACUUCAACAAUGAGAAGAUGCAGAUCACAUGGGCAGCAAGAGAGUUUUUCCAUAAUGAGAAUGUGUCAUUUUUUUACACAUUUAGUGAAGGCAAGCACAAAGUUUGGAAGCCAUGUACCACCUAUUUAUUGGAUCAAGAUUAUAAUUCUGGAUGUCUUUUUAAGACAGAAGGACCUACCCUUGCCAUUUCUAUCAGGAACAGCAAUGGAAGUGAAGAGCUUUUUUUUAAAAAAUUAAAAGCUGAUUUUUACAUAAAGCCCAGUCCACCAGAAAAUGUGACCUUCUUCUGGGAAGAGGACACUGUUACUGUAAGCUGUAAUAAACCAGAGAGAAAUGCAUGGUGCUUGAGACUUGAGCUUCAGUACAAAAGCAAGUUUGACAAAGAGUGGCAAUCCAGAACUUCUAAGUGCUGCAGUGUUGGAGAGCAAGGCUUUGAUCCAAGGAAGUGCUACUCUUUCCGGGUCAGACUGAGGAGGCUAGUACCAUACUGCAAUGUAGUCAAAUACAGCAGUGACUGGGAAGCUGAAACAUUUUGGAUGAAUGGCACGUUAUUAGAUUCGUGUGAUGAUGAUUUAACUCCUCAGUCAAAAAGAGUAAUUGUUUUAAGUUGUUCGCUGGCAGUACUCUUAAUGAUGCUUAUCCUCCUGAUUCUUCUGUGUAAAUGGCAAAGGGUUCAGAUGUCAGUCCUGCCAGCUAUACCAGACCCAAAAUAUCCAUUUGCUGAUCUCUUCAAUGAUCAUAAUGGAAACUUACAGGAAUGGCUAGACAAAAAUGAUCAUGUGGUGUUGCAAACCAAGCUAGAAUAUGAAGAACCAGAGUCCAUCACUGAGGCAGAAAGCCAGCAAGAAGAUGAGAAGAACAGUGACAAACAGGGACCUUUGGAAAAAAUCUUCCCUUUUUCAGGAGCAGCUGAAAAAAAUGAUGGCAAAGCAGCUGAGAUUGCCUGCCUGAUACCGGCAUCCAACACUGCAGCUCCUAUUGCUGGCUUCCAUAUUUUAAUGAAUGAUGACAUGUACGUGAUGGUAUAAAAUCUGCAUAAUGCAGAAGGUGUUAGGAAAUUCCAUAAAAGUCCUGGUGAGUUUGGGAGAGUGACUGAGUAGAAAAAGUCAUCAUGAUAAGAUUCACAUCAAGAAAGACAUUUGGCUGUGUUUUCAGAUCUGUACUUUCCCAACAGGAUCUCUUGGGCAGACUCAAGUGUCUGAAAAAAACUGAUAAUUUAUAAUUAGGAUUUGUUCUUCUGAUUGGGGUUUAUCCCUAAACCCCAUUUUCCUGCUAUGGACAGGAGAGCACAGGAGCUCUUCCAUAAUAUAUGUCAGCAGAACUGAGAUUAAGUCCUUCUGCUUACGGAGUGUGGAGAGCAGGGCAAACUACACCAUAGUUCUUCCCAAAAUGAAGAGAGAAAAUAAAGAGAUUUUGCUGUCUCACGUAAAGAGACUUUUGUUGCAUAACUUUGCAUUUCAUGGCACGCCUAAAAGGUUUUGUGGAGAAGGAGUAAGGCCCACAUCAAAGAAGAGAAGAGAGAGGAUGUACAGUAUUAAAUCACAUUUUAGCCUGCAGGUACUGAUGUUUAGGCAGCUUCCUCCAGAAAGGAGGGCUUCAAGUCUUUCCUUCGUAUCUUACAGUCCUCUGUAUCUUACAGUCUUUGAAUAGUCAGCAUCUUGCAGCCUUUAUUUUAGAAAGCUGGAGGUCAUUUUGAACAGUAUUAAUGUUUUAACUGAGUUGCAUUUAUUUCAAACUGGGGUUUAGUGCAAUGAGCAGCUGUAGACACAAAUUAGGACUUCUUGUUCAUAUUGCAUAUACUAGUGUAUUGUUUUUCUUUAGAAAUUGGGCUUUUUUGGUUUUUUUUAACAAGUUUAAAAGAUACUUUUAGAACAAUAUUCUAAAGUUUUCUAAACAUACUGUCUUUUAAAAUACAUUUAAUUUCAAAUUUAAAAUGCAAUAUACUAAGCAAUCAGACUUGAGAAAAAAAAAUAAAUCUUGACUAUUCUGAGUUUCUCCAUAUCACUUAUGUUACAUGCUAUUUGAAAGCAAAUUUUUUUAAAAAAAUUAAGUGUUUAAAGUGUCUAUUAUCUGGGUAAGCAGAUAUAGUGUGAUUAUAUGCUGAAUUAGCUACAGUUAUUCGCCUGCAUAUCAGUCAGUCACUAAAUGAGUUUAUAUCAGUUGUCUGAUAAACCCUUGCCAAUCUCAUGCUUUCAUUAUUCAAACACUAUAAUUUACUGUGCAAAUAGGAAAUUGCAUGUAUCAGAAAAUUAUUGUGAUAAGUGUUUCAAUUCAGUGCUUUAAAAGCUUCAUUUCCAGAUCUUUUCAAGAAUAGUAAAUAAUAAUAUGAAUUGUUAAGUGUAAAAAUCUUUGUCUAGGUGUUCCAGUUUGUUUUACAAGGAAAAAUACAGAAAUUUUCUGGCCAGUAAGUGGAACUUAAUUAAAAAAAAAACUUAAUUGAAAGGACAGUUCAACCACAUUUCCCAAGCUUUUUUUUUUUUGACAUUUCCACAGAUUUGACUGUUCACUAACAUGCUAGCAAAGGAUUUCCCAUAAUCCUGAAAACAAUUCUGACUUGUGUGCAAGUUUGGGAGGGGGUCUUUGUACAUAGCACACUUCUGGAAUUUUUUCUGAAAGGUAACCGUGGAAAGUUUCAAUAGCAAUGUAAGAAAGCAUUGAAUUUUAAGAUAAUUUAAGCUCUGUCAAAUUUUAUGAGCAGAAACUAUCUCAGCUUAGGUCUUCUUACAUGAUAUAAAUUGGCAUUAUUGCAUAAGAACCAAAGAAAUUAUAGUGAAUUACAAUAGACAAGAACCUGCUUCAAUAAGGAUUUUAUGAAUAAAGAGGGAAGCACAGAAUGCACUGCUUAGCUGCUUGCUCUUCAACUCACAUCAUAUGGUUGCCUGCAAAGCUAGCUAUUAUAAUUAAAU